GCUCUGCCUGGCCGCACAGCGCUGCUCUCAGCUCCGCUCCGUGUUGUUGCCUUCCCCUCUCACUCAUGCGGACCCGGCCGACGCUCAUGGACUAGCUGCAGGUGUGGUGGUGGACUGUAUCGGGUUUGUAGCGGAGUAGGGCACCCAGUGGACCAUGGCUGCCAAAGAGGACCUCUACAGUAAAAUCCUCCCUCGGAGGCUCCGGCAGAACCGACCGGGUUCAGUGAAAUGUGGCUCCAACCUGGACGUGCUGUUAUCUAUGGGCUUCCCCAGACCGAGAGCACUGAAAGCUCUGGUAUCAACAGGAGGUCGGAGUGUUCAAGCAGCAUGUGACUGGCUCUUCUCUCAUGUAGAUGACCCGUUCCUGGACGACCCUCUGCCCAGGGAGUUUGUCCUCUACCUGCGGCCCAGCGGACCCCUGCAGAACCAGCUGUCACACUUCUGGCAGCAGAGCCGCGUCACAUGUGGCAAAAACAAAGCACACAACAUUUUCCCACACAUCACCCUCUGCCAGUUCUUCAUGUGUGCAGACCACAAAGUGGAAGCCCUGUGUGAGGCCCUGCAGGCGUCCGUCCAGCAGUGGCGGGGUCGAUUCCCCAGCCCUCUGCCUCUGGAGCUCUACACAUCCUCCAACUUCAUCGGCCUGUUCGUGGAGGAGACGGUGGCCGACGUCCUCAAGCAGUUUGCCGCUGACUUCUCCACAGAGGCCGCCAGGAAGGCAGAGGUGCAUGUGGAGCCUCAUAAGAAGCAGCUCCAUGUAACUCUGGCCUACAACUUCCCCACCAAUCACCUGCCUUCGCUGGAGAAACUGGCCAAGGGCAUCGAAGUUAAGCUGGGCUGUGAUUGGCUGGCAGUCUUGUUUUCCCGGGACAUUCGUUUUGCAAACCAUGAGACGCUGCGGGUAAUGUACCCCUACUCGCCUCAGAACGAGGAUGAGCUGGAGCUGGUUCCUGGAGAUUUUGUCUUCAUGUCUCCGGUGGAUCAGAGCAGUACCAGCGAGGGCUGGGUGUACGGGACAUCGCUGGGCUCAGGGCUGUCCGGCCUGCUGCCUGAGAACUAUGUCAGCCUGGCGGAUGAGUCCGAGACCUGGGUGUUCCACGGCUCCCAUUCCUUCUUCAGCUGUGGGCCAAGUGACAGGAGCAGUAAGGACAGAGGGAUGUUUGACGGGCUGCUGGACAGCCGACGGAUGGAGAACAGCAGUCCUGGAGACACCCCCACCCUCAGUCUCAUCUGUCAUCCAAUGCAGGUCCUGCGGAUAAGUAGCAGUCAUUCUAGGCAGCCCAAGCGGACGCUCUUCGUCUGUCGGCAUGGGGAGAGGAUGGACGUGGUGUUCGGAAAACACUGGCACUCCCUCUGCUCCGACAGUAAAGGCAGAUAUGUACGCUCCAAUCUGAACAUGCCUCCCAGUUUGCCGCUGUGGGGGGGGCAGAGAGAUUACGACAUGGACGCUCCCAUCACUGUGAUCGGAUCCACACAGGCUCGACUUGUGGGUGAGGCUCUGUUAGAGAGUAACACAGUGAUCGACUUUGUGUACUGUUCUCCUUCUCUGCGAUGUGUUCAGACUGCACAGAACAUCCUGAAAGGUCUGCAGCAGGAUGGUAAGUUGAAGGUGCGAGUGGAACCGGGGCUUUUUGAGUGGACCAAGUGGGUUUCGGGGACCUCCCUGCCUGCGUGGAUCCCCCCCACUGACCUGGCUGCAGCCCACUUCAGUGUGGACACAACAUACAGACCUCUGAUCCCAGUCAGCAAGCUCAGUGUGUCCGAACCUUACGAGACCUACAUGAGCCGGAGCUACCAAGUGACCAAAGAUAUCCUGUCAGACUGCAGAAACACUGGAAACAACGUGCUGAUUGUAGCCCACGCGUCUUCCUUAGAGGCGUGCACACGGCAGCUGCAGGGCCGCGGCCCACAGAGCGCCAAGGACUUCAUCCAAGUAGUCCGAAAGAUCCCCUACCUGGGCUUCUGUUCCUGUGAGGAGCAGGGAGACACAGGGGUUUGGCAGUUAGUGGACCCUCCCAUCCUCCCCCUCACACACGGACCAAACCACUCCUUGGACUGGAGGGAGACACUGAUGCAAGAAUGACAUCUGAUCUGAACUCUGUCCCACCUGAUCAGACUGUGCUCCUUCCCCUCCACUGACUGCAGGAACAAGUUUCAGACCAGUGCCACUCAAAUACUGGAAGCUUUCUUUUCCCGCCUCUUCACAGAGCUGGUGGCUCAGCAGUGAGCCAUGAUUAAGCUUCAUGCCUGAAUAUGAAGAAAAGUUGCAGCCGAUUAAUGGUUGUCGAACUGACUGAUCUGACUCUGAGGCUGGAUUAAACAAUGAUUUAACAAAUGUCCACUUACAAUAAUUACAGUAUUACAUUUUUUUUUUUGCAGGUAGUGUGAGAUUGAAUUAGUCUGGCAGUACGGGUGUUGGCUGCACUGCUGGGAGAGCUCUCACUGAACACCAGCUGACUUUGUCAUCCCAGUCUCAGAACAUUUUGUGAAAUAAGCACAUUUUAUAACAGAUAAUAUUGUCCUGUGUAGCCUAAAGAAAAAUAAUUUAUUACAAACAAAAAUGCCUGAAAAUUUAGUUUUUAUUGUUGUUGUUUUUAUAAACAAAUAACUGUAUGAAUGCAGACUCUUGAGGCAACAUGACAAGAUGUUGUUAUUGCAUCGCAUUUUGAGCAGUAUUGACCAAUUAUUUGUUUGCGUGCUUUGCUUGCACCCAGGUAAAAAGACUGUGUUGAGAGUGUAAGAGCGGAACGCAUUACCUCCCUCCCAUUUUUGAAGUCAUCAACCGUUUUCUGACGACUAUUUCCUUUUUCUUUAAUAAAAAAAAUAGGUGAGCUACUUCUUAAACAACCUGGUCGCAGAAGUCUAUGGAGGACGGAACAUGACUUAAGUAUAAAUAAAUAAAUGUAUGAAGAAAUACAGGAAUAAAUAAAUAAAUACGUAAAUAAAUACAGGAAUAAAUAAAUGACGAA
This is a messenger RNA of Gymnodraco acuticeps, 2969 nucleotides long. RefSeq names its product ubiquitin associated and SH3 domain containing Bb (gene ubash3bb). The transcript is spliced from 14 exons. The coding region runs from base 155 to 2083 and encodes 642 amino acids. Gene Ontology annotation, molecular function: protein binding. The record is from RefSeq and is a predicted model, not a curated record. NCBI's taxonomy places the organism in Eukaryota, Metazoa, Chordata, Actinopteri, Perciformes, Bathydraconidae.